Messenger RNA from Trichophyton rubrum CBS 118892, 618 nucleotides. RefSeq lists its product as uncharacterized. Lineage: Eukaryota; Fungi; Ascomycota; Eurotiomycetes; Onygenales; Arthrodermataceae. The transcript has a single exon. The coding region runs from base 1 to 618 and encodes 205 amino acids. The record is from RefSeq and is a predicted model, not a curated record.
AUGGUCACCGAGGCUGGCAUUAUUGGCAAGGUGGGCCUCAACUCAAAAGGCGUUGGAGUUACCCUUAACGCCAUCAAGGCAGAAGGCGUAGACUUCACCCGGCUGCCCUGCCACCUUGCUCUCAGGCUAGCACUGGAAAGUUCCUCGCGUGUCGACGCCAUUGGCAAACUAGGAAAAGUAGGUGUUGCAUCGGCAUGCCAUAUCACUAUUGCCGACUACACAGGCGGUACUGGUCUCGAGUGCUCGUCUAUGGAUAUAGCAUGGCUCAACAUGGGCGAUUUCAUGGAGAGCAGACCAGAUAUCAUCACUCAUACAAACCACUUUGUGCACAACCACAAGAACGGUUUGAAGUCCAUGAUGUUCAUGCCUGACAGCGAGGCCCGUCUGGCCAGGCUAAGAGAAUUGCUGGCCCAGAGCGGGCCUAAGCCAGAGUUUGAGAGGAUAGAAGAAAUCCUGAAGGACGAGAAGGGAUACCCGACCUCCAUUUGCCGACAGGCAAAAGGUGAGAAUACAACGUCCACGUUGUUUAGCAUUAUCAUGAACCUUAGACAGUUGAAGGCCACUGUGAUUGUUGGAAGGCCUGUUGACCCCCAAGGGGUUCUUGAGUUGAAACCUUGA